Messenger RNA from Darwinula stevensoni, 342 nucleotides. Lineage: Eukaryota; Metazoa; Arthropoda; Ostracoda; Podocopida; Darwinulidae. The record is from the annotation of a GenBank genome assembly.
GAACUUUAUCGCACUGCCGCUCUGCAUGGAGGCAAUGCCAUCAUAGAGAGUAUUCGCACGGUAGAAGGAAAAUCUCCAGUUGUAGCUGGUCACCCAGAUGCCACAGGAGACAAUUUCAUUUAUCACAUAGGUCUAUUCGGCGGCUACUCCUCACCUACUUCCAAUCAGCUUUCUAAGCAGAUACCUGUGCUGAUGAAGGAUGGAAAAAAGGCUGAGGCCGAAGUGCUCAAGUCUGAAUCCGCCAGUCUUAAGUCUGCAACUCAGGCCUAUGCAGAUGAAAUGCGAGCGCUUGAAAAACUGAUAGUUGAUAUUCAUGUACAGAUACCUAAUAUACCUCAUGGU